Molecule: messenger RNA, 4455 nt
Organism: Elgaria multicarinata webbii
Lineage: Eukaryota; Metazoa; Chordata; Lepidosauria; Squamata; Anguidae
Gene: TPRA1
Product: transmembrane protein adipocyte associated 1
Exons: 11
Coding region: 214-1371 (385 amino acids)
Biological process (GO): G protein-coupled receptor signaling pathway
Cellular component (GO): plasma membrane
Molecular function (GO): G protein-coupled receptor activity
Source: RefSeq, a predicted model, not a curated record
ACGACGCUCCCCACACGCACAAACAGCCUCCACCCCUUCUUGGACCUGGGACAGAAUCUAGGUGGCUGCAGGAUGGCCGGGCCGGAGUCCCGGGAAUGAGCCAGCGCGAGAGGCCUCCUUCCUACUCGACCAGCGAGCCAAGCUAACGAGGAGGCAGCGCAGAACGAGCGCCUUUUGCGGCUGGGGAGGCAACGUUAGAAGAACUGUGGCAGGAUGUUUCCCCUGGUAACAUCUGUGGUGAGCGUCUCUGCAUAUGACAAUGUCACCUACCCACCUGCCACUACACUAAUGACCACAUUGGAAAAUGCGACAUUACCACUGACCACAGUACAUGGUUUAAAUGACACCAACAUUACUAAGCCACACAAGUGCUUGCAGUUGUUGUAUGAAGACAUCGGGACAUCCAGGGUUCGUUAUUGGGAUCUAAUGUUGCUGGUUCCCAAUGUGCUUUUCUUUGGGUUUCUCCUCUGGAAGCUGCCCUCUGCCAGGGCCAAAAUCCAUGCCACCUCCAGUCCCAUCUUCACCACCUUCUACAUAUUGGUAUUUGUGGUAGCUGUGGUUGGGAUCGCUCGGGCCGUUGUGUCCAUGACAGUCAGUGCCUCUACCGCUGCUACAGUUACUGACAAGAUCCUAUGGGAAAUCACAAGAUUCUUCCUUCUGGCCAUUGAGUUGAGCAUGGUGAUCCUGGGCCUUGCAUUUGGUCAUUUGGAGAGCAAAUCCAGUGUCAAGCGUGUAUUGGCUAUCACCACCGUGCUGUCCUUGGCCUACUCUGUCACCCAGGGAACACUGGAAAUCCGUUAUCCUGAUGUCCGACUCUCAGCAGAAGACUUCAAUAUCUAUGGCCAUGGAGGAAGGCACUUCUGGCUAGCGAGCUCCUGUUUCUUCUUUCUGGUUUAUUCGUUGGUAGUGUUGCUUCCAAAAACUCCCUUGAAAGAUCGCAUUUCUCUGCCAUCAAGGAAGAGUUUCUACAUCUACGCUGCGAUUCUUGCUGUGCUGAACCUGGUGCAGGGAGUGGGCAGUGCUCUGCUCUGUGCAGGUAUCACAGAAGGAUUAUGCUGUGUCGAUGCCACCACCUUCCUCUAUUUCAGCUUCUUCGCUCCUCUCAUUUAUGUGGCAUUCCUGAAAAGCUUCUUUGGGUCUGAGCCAAAGAUCCUCUUCUCCUACAAAUGCCAGGUGGAUGAGCCCGAGGAUGUUGACGUGCACCUCCCACAUGCUUACGGGGUGGCCAAGAAAGAGGGCCUGGACUCCAGCUUCUACUCCAGCACCCAGAUUGACACUGCAGCCUACUUGGACGACGUUGCAUCCAUGCCUUAUCACGUGGGCAGCAUCAACAGCAUUGACAGUGACCGCUGGAAAGCCAUCAACACCUAAGGCACAUGUGGUCCCUUUGGGAGAAGGCCUCUCUCCUGCAUCUCACACCUCCAUCACAAAUUUCCCUUGGGAACUUCUUAACGCAUCAUCUUCUCUUUCCCUUUUUUUAAAAGUAUGUUAAAUUCAGUAUGAAAUCAGCAACUACAGUCUUCUCAGAAGGACAACAUUGGCUUUAAAACUAGAUCAGCUUUAUUUCAAAAACGAAUGAAUGCUGAGUCUUCAUAUUCUUGAGCAUUCAAAAUGCACACGGUUAGACAUAACCACAGCCUUUGGUCACUGAUGAAAUGCCCAUGCAGCCAGGGAGUUCUGGCUGCUCAGUAGAGCAACAUAAAUAACUGUCAGUACAUAAGGUUGGAUGCGUUAUCCACACUCUGUUUAUUAGGCUUAAUUUCCUCAACAUUCAUGUUCCCAACAAGCCUAAGCUCCCAGUCAUAAUGUUGAUUGGGGGAGAAUUGGACUGUAUUCCCUGUAUUUUGGACAACUGUGGUUUGGUGGGAACUGUGUGAAGAAAGAACUCCAGAAUGCUUUUGAUGGAAAGAGCACUUAAGAGUGAAUUGCUAAAUGUCAGAAUUCUUCAUAGAGAAGCUGGGAGUAAACUCUACGAAGUGUGUGUGUGUGUAAUACUAUGAAGUGUGUGUGUGUGUGUAUAAUAUCUAUCUAUCUAUAUAUGCUGACUAUGCUAGGAGAGGCAAGAGAAGUAGCCAGCAGGGAAGGUCUCUGUGGAACUUGUUGCUGUGCAACUAAACUACUGUGACUGGUUGACAUGCAGCCAUGAGUUUCAUACACUGUAUAAGGGCUGAAUUUUUAGAAUGAGAACGUAGCCAAGCGAGGGCUACAGAUGGUGAACUGCUACAUGAUGCUGGCAGAACUCCAAAGCAAGUGAGACAAGAGGUUUGGUCGGGAGCAGGGCAGGAAUGGACAGUUUCAAAAAGUAUUCUACCUGGUAGGAUAGGGCCAGACAGAAGACCAAUGGGAAAUGUUCUGAUAGCCUGUGUGAGAGAGCUCAGGAGCGGUGCUUGGGAUGGCGCCCAAGAAGAAGACAGGGUUGCAAUGACCAGGAUGUCUAGACUGGAGGCGGGCUGUGGAUAACAGCUGCUGUGCUUUGUGCCUUAGAUCUGGGCUGAUAACCGUGUCAAGUAUACCUUUAAGACCAGAUUAUACUUGCUUCCACUGACUAUGGGGUUCACUGAUCUCUUCUUUCCUGAAGAGGAAGCUAUGCCGACCUGGAGCCACAAUACCACGUCGCUGGUUGUUCUCAUGACCAUGGUGGUGGUGGAGGUUGUAGCUGACCUUUGGGCUCUCUGAGGAUUAUCUGUAAGAUCAGCAAAGUGAAGAAAGUUUAAAUCCUUCAGUAACAACAGGGAUGUUCUUGGUAGGAGAAAGAUCAAGUAUAGGAGUUGCCAUUGCAUUGAAGGCAGGAGAGGGAGAAUCAGAAAAUGAUCAAAUCCUGCUGUUGAAGAACAUUUGUGUGCACAGCUUAUACUGCAAAAUCAGUGGCCUCUCAUUAUCAAAGCAAGUGGAAAAAUGCAAAAAUGGGAACACUUACUCUUGCAUGAAAUGCAGGCACCCUUCUUUGAGUAGAGGCUGGAUAGAAGGCAGAUGUAGUCACAGUUAAUUUAACGUAAAGCUCCAGAUACUAAGGUUCAAAACACAAGGACACCUGAGAAACACAGAGGUUUCUUUUUUGCUGCUGCUAUUAUUUUGGCAAUGAUUUAGCGCCCAAUGUGAUCGAUGCAGAUGACUAAGGCAGUGAUUCUAUCAGCUUGGAUGAAGAUUCCCAUUAAAUCGAUGCUUUUAAGUCAACAUCCUUAGACUUGAGGUGCACGCAGAAAAAACUUCUUGGCUUUCCUCUCCUUGUUAAUGAGCAUCUUUUUUAUUCUUAUGGCUUGAACGUUCUGCUGUUUUGUGAUCUCUGCCUGCCAAGCCACUCCAGGAUUUAAAAAGGCAAAAAGACCUUGAUUUCGUUUUAAGACUUUUAAAAUAUCUUUUUUUAAAAAAGAAAUAUAUGUUUGAUGAUAUCUCUGUUUCGGGUAAGUUGUCAGUGCAGAUCGAUGGGAUUGUGGAGGAGAUCAGCACUUUGCCUUUAGCUUUGCUGUGCCCAGAUUCACCUUUUCUAAAUGUUGGGAAAUUUGAUACCGCAAUCAUUCAUUCAGACUUGCUGCUGUUAGCAACGUUAUCAUCUCUAUGGUGAGGUGUCUUAUGUACUGUGUAGUUUAGGCUUCCUUAAUGCUUACUGCGUCAGCCAGGGGUAGGCCGGUAGAACGUCUGUAUCUCACAACUGCGGACACCCUGCCAUGCAGUAUCCCAAGAGAGGAUUCAGCAAAGGGGUAGUCAUGGGAGUUACGAUGUGACCUUGAUGUUAUCCAGCCUGUUGCAAGAGCAUCCCUGAUCCUUAUAUAGCACCUUAGCUUCUUUGUGUUCUGUGAAAGAUAGGGAAGGCGAUACCCGUUGGAUGCAGGGCAUAGGCCCAGGUGGCAGUGAUGUCAUACAAGAUUUAUUUAUUUCCUCACAUCUUUACUCAACUGGAAUGCUAGGUACUUCCCUGCAUGGUGGUUAAAUGCCAUAUGGACUCUUGGCAAUAAACCAGUGCUCUCUUUCUUUCCUUAGAUUCCCUACAGUGUUUUAUAUACCUAUUCCAGAAGCAGAUACAAAGAACAAUGAAUAUGAAGAUGGGUUCCUUGAGUAAUGUGAAUCAGAAUGAAUCUGAAUUUGGGUUACUGUUUGCUAACAACAAUCUAUAUCAAAUGCUGCCCAAUCCUUGAGUUAUGACCAGUUCUUCAAUUAUAGAAUUCUUUUCUUUUACCCACCCCCUAUUCCCUGGCAUUUAAAGCACCUCCUCUAGGCACCCCUGAGGAGGAUGCUGAGGAGAAUCUGCACUAAAUGAAGGAAUUAUCUCCUUCUAAGCAUUGUGAUUUUUAUGUGUAUAUAAAAAUGCCUCAUGUCCAGUACACAAUAUGGUCCAUGAGCAGACAAAUGUUUGUAUAGGCGUGAACAUGCUGCGUAUGUCCAUAUGAUGUUGGAACAGAGAUUAAAAACAGAGCAAUGUAUAUUUUUGUCUGUAAAAUAAAUGAACUUUGACAUAAA